UAUAAAUCUACCAUCCAAUCCUAGGUUAGUACUCGUUAUUAAGAUUAGCAACCAAAUAUAUAUCUUCUCAUUAUUAAGAGCAUACCCAACAAAUACCUAAAAUCCAUCUCUAAAAUAUUGUCUUUGGAAAUUCCUGGUUUGAUUUUAAGGUGUAAAUUAUUAUUUUUAUCUCCAACAGACAUCUUAAAGUUAACUCCCAAUAAUAAAAAGUGAACCCACCAUAGUAACAGAUAAAAAACAGAAAUCAUUCAUUCCAUCCCCACACAUCUAUAAGAGAAAAUUUGGAGCAACUUGUUAAAACAAAAUAUAAUUUAGAAUUAGGUUUCACUUCGGGGUGCUGUUAGCUAUACUUUAUCACCCACCUAAGUUAAUCCUGGCCUUGAAGGGGAUCUGAAAAAAAAUAGUGUGAAAUUAUUCGCCUCAGUUCCCCCUCUCUUGGGGAUUAAACAAACAAGACCUUAUAUGGACCGUGCUUCCAACUACCCCAAACUUCUAAUUUUCUAUCAUAUUACAUCACAUCCAAAACUUUUCUACACACACUUCCAGCUUUUUUUCCAAGCUUAUAAUUUUCCCCAAACUUCUAAUUUUUUUUAGGAACUAAACACAGCAAUGGUCUAGCCCUGUGCUUUAUCCAGUCAAUUUCCCUUAGUGUAUCUAAAAAAGAUUGUAAAAUGUACUACUUUCACUGGCCAGGUUUAUCUAAUCCAUAAUCUAAAAGGAACCGUACUAUCGCAUCUCCAAGACUCCAUGUAACCACUACACACGUCUUACGUCUACACCGUGGAAUCCAACAGCGAGAUCAGUGCGAGGCGAACGCCGCAAGAAUCUCUCUUGACGCCUACCUUCCCAGAUCGAACGUUCCCACCCUCAUCUUCCUCCUCCCCUCCCCUCUCCUCUCCUCUCCUCCCGCUACUCCGGAGACCAGAUGCGCCGCGUCGCCAUGGCCUAGUGGAGAUCGUUCGUGGAGAUCUCCUCCUACGUGCGCGCGUGAAUCGGUCGGGCGGCGAUCGAGCCGAGGUGAGGUGUGUCCAUGGUGGUUACCAAGAUGCGGUGGGCAGACGACGGCGGCGAAGGCGACGACGACGACGAUCUCCGGCUGCCGGGCGCCGGGAGGCGUUCGCCGUCGCUCGGCAUCCUGGCGUUCGAGGCGGCGUCCACGAUGACGAAGCUCCUGUCGCUGCACCGGUCGCUGUCGGAGAAGGAGGUGGCGAGGCUGCGGUCGAACACCAUGCGGGCGGCCGGCGUGGAGUACCUUAGCUCGACCGACCAGGCGUUCCUGCUCCGGCUGGCCUGCGCCGAGGCGGUGGCGGCGCUGGACGCCGCGGCGGCGGCGGUCGCGCGGCUCGGCGCGCGGUGCGGGCUCGACUUCGCCGGGCCGUACGCGAGCCUCAAGGCCGGCGCGCCCGACGCGCGGCUGGACCAGUUCGUGGCGAAGGGGCUCAAGGUGAAGGCCAAGAGGAUGGAGCGGCUCGUCGCCGCCACGGCGAAGCUCUGCGCCGAGAUGGAGGCGCUCGACAAGCUCGAGGCGGCGGAGCAGAAGCUCGCCCGACGUGGGUGGGGCCGCCUCAGCGUGCCGAUCCCCUCGCCGGCCGCCGCCGCCGUCGACGCGGUGGGCUCCGACUCGCUCCGGCUGGGUAUCAGGGCGCAGCGCGCCAGAGUGCGGCGGCUCAAGGAGGAAUCGCUCUGGAGCCAGAGCUACGAGAAGGCCGUCAUCCUCAUGGCCCGCGCCGCCUGCGCGGUGUUCGUCCGCGUCUGCGUCGUCUUCGGCGCCCACGUCCCCGGCCUGCCCCCGCCGCUCCCUCCCGCCGAAGCCGUCCACAGCCGCCUCUCCAAGCUUCUGCUCCACCCAAUGUCGGCGGCGGCGCAGCCCAGGUCGUUGUCAGGGCCCAUCCAACGUCGAGACGUGCCGCUGCGCAUCGAGAUGAGCAGCAACUCGUGCCCGAUCAUACGCUCGCAUUGCCAGCAGCCAUGGCAGACGUCGCCGCCGGGCGUCGACUGGAGGAAGCUCCUCGAGCCGCCGCCGGGCACGGUGGGCGGCGCGGGGCUGGACCUGCAGUACGCGAACGUGAUCACCACCGCGGAGCGGCUGCUGCUGGAGACGGACCACGCCGAGGGGCGGCAGCGCCACGAGGAGGCGCGCGCCGAGCUGUACGCGAUGCUGCCGUCGAAGCUGCGUGCGGCCGUGCGGGCGAAGCUGCGUGGAUGGUGGAGGGAGCGCGGCGCCGCGGCGGCGGUGGCGGUGGAGCUGGACGCGGGGCUCGCGGAGGGGUGGAGGUCGGCGGCGGGGCGCAUCCUGGCGUGGCUGGCGCCGAUGGCGCGGGACACGGCGCGGUGGCACGCGGAGCGGAGCCUGGACAGGCAGCGGCGGUUCGAGGUGGGCGGCGGCGGCGGCGGCAGCGCGCGGGCGUGGGCGCUGCAGACGCUGCGGUGGGCCGACGCGGAGAAGGCGGAGGCGGCGGUGGUGGAGGUGCUCGUCGCGCUCAGCUGCGUCGGCUGGUACGACGAGCGGCGGCGGGUCGCGUCGCUCCGUUUCUGAGCUAGCCGCCUCUUUGGCUUCCACGCCGGUGGCCUCGCCGCAACGGCGCAGCACCGGCAACGGCACGUAGGUACGUGCAUGGAACGGUGAAAAAAUUUAGAAGAACUAGUUUGCCCCAAAUGGGACCGAUUCUUUGUAAAAUACUAGUAUUUUUUUUAAUUCGAUUCUUUGUAUAAUAAUCUGUUCAUAUACGAGUUCCAAGAGUAACACCACGAAAUUGUGUCC
Oryza sativa Japonica Group (Japanese rice) is the source of this 2761-nucleotide messenger RNA. Its product is annotated as protein PSK SIMULATOR 1. The record is from RefSeq and is a predicted model, not a curated record. Lineage: Eukaryota; Viridiplantae; Streptophyta; Magnoliopsida; Poales; Poaceae. Gene Ontology annotation, biological process: positive regulation of growth.